Molecule: messenger RNA, 2085 nt
Organism: Episyrphus balteatus (marmalade hoverfly)
Lineage: Eukaryota; Metazoa; Arthropoda; Insecta; Diptera; Syrphidae
Product: serine protease persephone-like
Exons: 10
Coding region: 202-1974 (590 amino acids)
Biological process (GO): proteolysis
Molecular function (GO): serine-type endopeptidase activity
Source: RefSeq, a predicted model, not a curated record
UUGAAUUUUGUCAGUAGUUAUUCAUAAUUAUACAAGUUCGGAUCAAAAAGUGUGGAAUGACUUUAAAAUAUUAAUUUUUAAAUAUAAUUUAAUCUCAUUAAAUUUUGGUUCAAGAGAAAUUUUUAGUUUUUUUGAUUUUUGAUAUUCCUUUUUAAAUCGGUAGUUUUGAUAGUGUUGAAAAAAAAUAAAAUCUCAACAAAAAUGGCGAAGUUAUUGCAAUUUUUUUGCUUCUUUGCUUGGGCUUUAGUAGUUGUUAAUGGAAGAGUACAAAUUCUGAAGACAGGAGCGAGUUGUAAUACAAAAACCGGCGAACCAGGAGUUUGUAAAUUGCUAUCAGCAUGUAGAGUUUAUAUGGAAGGAUUACAAAAGCAAACCAUCGAAUACAGUUCUCUUUUUAUUUGCUCAUUUAUGGGUCCAGAAGAAGUUAUUUGCUGUCCAAAUAAUGACUUACCCACAAAUCAUCACGUGAUAGGACAUAUUCCAACAGAACCUGGGACAAGACAAAGCGAGAACAACACUGAAAUUGGAAGACCAAACCACCUCGUUGUAAACUCUUUGACUUCCAACACAGAGAGAGAUGGAUCAGUUUUUAAGAGCUUUCCUUUCACCUCCGAUGAAUUUUCAACAAAAAAUCUGAAGACAGGAUCGAUUUGUCAAACAAAAACCGACGAACCAGGAGUUUGUACAUUACUAUCAGCAUGUGGAGUUUAUUUGGAAGGAUUACAAAAGCAAACCAUCGAAUACAGUUCUCUUUUUAUUUGCUCAUUUAUGGGUCAAGAAGAAGUUAUUUGCUGUCCAAAUAAUGACUUACCCACAAAUCAUCACGUGCUAGGACAUAUUCCAACAGAACCUGGGACAAGACAAAGCGAGAACAACACUGAAAUUGGAAGACCAAAAAAAAUAUUGAAGUCAGGAGCGAUUUGUCAAACAAAAACCGGUGAACCAGGAGUUUGUACAUUACUAUCAGCAUGUGGAGUUUAUUUGGAAGGAUUACAAAAGCAAACCAUCGAAUACAGUUCUCUUUUUAUUUGCUCAUUUAUGGGUCAAGAAGAAGUUAUUUGCUGUCCAAAUAAUGACUUACCCACGCUAGGACAUAUUCCAACAGAAACUAACCGACUCCAAAUACCAGGUGGACCACUCCUGUCUAGAAAAAUCCGCUCUGAGAUUGUUAGACCAUCAGUGGCAGCUUGUAAGAAAUACAGUGACCCAAAAGUAAUUAACACAAUCCUUGAUGGAAAAAAUGUGGUACCUGGUGAAUAUCCUCAUAUGGCAGGCUUAGUCUUUGAUAAUCCUAACGUUCGAUGUGGAGGGUCUUUGAUAUCAGAGCGAUAUGUUUUAACUGCUGCUCAUUGUGUUAUUAGAUCCAGGCCAAAGUUUGUUCGAUUAGGUGUGGUUGAAUGGAAUCCUACCACAGAAGAAGGUAUUAAACCUGUUGAUAUGGAGAUUAAUACCAUAAAGUUUCACCCGUCGUACAAUAAGUACGUGCAACACAAUGAUAUUGCCCUAAUUGAACUUAAGCAGGAUGUUGCAUUUUCCCCAUUUGUAUAUCCUGCUUGUCUUCACACAGAUCGCUCGGAUAUCGAUCCGGAUGUUCCAUUAGUUGUUAUUGGAUGGGGUAUUACAAAUGGCAUUGCAUUUUCAUCACUAUCGGAUAAUCUAUUAAAAACUAAUGUGACCACAGUUUUAAUAGACAAAUGCAAUACCACACAUAUUGAUCAAUAUCCUCAUUACGAUAAGUAUCACAUUGGGCUAAUUGAUGGACAAUACUGUGCAUAUGAUCGAGAAAUGAAGAAAGAUGUCUGUGAGGGAGAUGGGGGUAGUCCACUUCAAUUGGUCAGCGAUAAAAAAGAUUUGUCAAUUGUUGGAGUUGUUUCAUAUGGAGUUUCUUGUGUAACUGCAAUACCAGGAGUAUAUACUAGAGUGGCAUAUUACUUGGAUUGGAUUGAGAGUAUUGUUUGGCCAGCAGCAGCGUAGGAAAGAAUAAUGACAAAAUCUAUACUUCAUCCAAAAUAAGAAAUUUAAGAAAUGCAACUAAAAUUCCUAUGAAUAAAUAAACUGAGUUUUAGAAAUUAAUUAAAAAUGAUA